This is a messenger RNA of Leptopilina heterotoma, 1541 nucleotides long. RefSeq lists its product as uncharacterized. The coding region runs from base 247 to 1308 and encodes 353 amino acids. NCBI's taxonomy places the organism in Eukaryota, Metazoa, Arthropoda, Insecta, Hymenoptera, Figitidae. The transcript is spliced from 2 exons. The record is from RefSeq and is a predicted model, not a curated record.
AUUUUAUGACUCUAAGAAUGAUUAUUUCUUAUCAAUUUAAAAAUAUUUUGCAAAAACUAUAUGUGAAUAGAAAAAACAGCACUCUGAAGAUUUAAGGCUUCUGUAAACUAUACUAUACAUAUUUCAACUGAUAUUCAAGAAGAGAAGGAUCGAUUGGGAAAACUGAAAAAAUUAUUCAGCAAUUUGCUUCAGUUGAUAUUAACAAAUUUGAUCAUUUUUGUACGAAAAAUAUUUUGCUCAAUAACAAUGAAUACGAUUGUUGUCCUGGGGAAUAUUAUAACAAUUUUAUUAAUUGUAUUAAUUGGAAAAUUAGAAUCAACAAGAAUAUCACCUUCUGAACGACUUUACGAACUUGGAUGCAUUAAUAGCGUUAAAAACAAUGUGAUAAAAAAAUAUCUUCCUAAUUAUGAUCUAAAGAAAGCAUUUGGAAUUUUAAGUCAAUACAUAAUGAAUGAAGUGGAAAUGUAUGGAUUUGCUGAACAUUUAAACAGAACUGGAAAUCCACCAGAAUGGAGCAAAACUAGAAAAUUGAAAAAUUAUGAAUAUUACAAUUUUUUGAGAUACAAUUCCCCUCUGGAAGCAUAUGAAUUAAGUGCACAACAAGCAGAAAUGCGUAUUAAUUAUCUGAGAGGAAGGUAUUUUCAGAAUGCACCUGCACUGGAUCCCCAAAUAUUAAUUGAAUCUUACAACGAGAGAAACUUGAACGAUUUAAUGUUAUUUGAAGAUUAUUAUGCUAUUAUAAUUUUACUGAAAAAUAUUUUGACACUUGAUGUCGAUAAUCCCGCAUCUUGGAGAAUAAAAAGAGCCUUAUACACUUUGGCUAUACGAAAUUAUAAUCCAAAUUCAGAUUUAAAUGACACUUCAAAAUCUUGUUUUUUUAGGGAUGUGAAAACAGAAACUUCCAUUAAUGAUAUGAAUUUAGGAGAUGUUUUCGAAACGACUAGUUUCAUUAUUUGUAGCAGCCAAUUAAAAGAAAAUAAAAACUCAUAUGAUUAUGAAAAUAUAAAUUUCCAGUUGUAUUGGCUGAAUAACAAAUUGCUAAUUACGGAUUCUAUCGCAAUGGUAAGUUUGGAAGACGUACUUCAACUUGAUGGAGAAAUUUACGUAAUACUGCCUAAGGUAGAUCUUAAGGUAGUAAGUGAUAAAGCAUUUCUUAUUAAAAACGGUAUAAGAAAUGUAUAUGUAAAAUUUGAAACUUCCACAAUUUAUGAAAAGUCCAACUGGUUAACUUAUUUAGCAAAUCAAAUUGAAAAGUACAAAACGAUGGAAAAAGAAUAUUUUAACACUCAUCCCGACAGUUAUGUAUGAAGAAAUUGCUACAAAAUCUAUCAUUAAAAAAAUCUACAAAGAAUUGUUUUGAUAAUUUAUACAUUUCUAUUUGGUGGAAAAAUUAUUUUUUGUAUCAGACAUACCUAUAAUAUCAAUAGUAAAAUAGAAAUUUGUUUUUCCAAAAUUUUCCAAAUUUUUUUCUGUUUUUCAAUAUAACAAUGUAUAUAUAAAAUUUAGUACAACGAUAUGUAUUUAAUAUAGUAAAAAAACAU